UUUUGUAUACGAAUGGAUGGCCUGAAGAUGCUCUCGAAGUUACCUCAAAAGAUCCCGGACCCAUUCAACCUAUUGGGCGACCAGCCUAAACUCGCUUUCCGUAGCCAGCCGGGAGGCAUUGCCAAGCUUGCUACGACACGCAAUAUACCAGAGAAGGAUCUGUACUGGGACCAAUACGUCGUCCUAUUCGACUCUGCGUCGGACGUCUUCACUCUCAUAACACGUAACGAUGUCCGCCGCGCACUGAAAGAAGCACCCGAAAACGUCGCGACCCUCAUUCGUGUCAUCACCGCCCGUCUCUUCAACCUCGUCUCUGACCAUACGUUCCCCGCGCCCACAACUUCGUCCGUCUCGUCCCUCGCAACAUCGUUCUACCGUACAAGCACUGGCGCGGGCGCAGAGCGUAAUGCGACGAAGGAGGUCCUCAAUUGCAUUCGCGUGCUGCAGCGCGUGCUGCCAGUCGUGUUCGAGAUCGAGAGCGACCUGAGCAGGUUCGAGCAGGAGGUGCUGUGGAAGCGCGAGGAGAUGCCGGAGAGCGUGAGCGGAGCGGGUGGGCCGGUGGUCGAGGCGGCGAGCGCGCAGGCACAGUUCGUCAUCGAGGACGAUGACGAGGACGACGAAGAUGAAGACGGCGAGGGCGGGGGCUCGCGCGCACCGAAGACGCCGCAGCGGGCGACAUCGCACCAGGCGCAGGCGGGGCCGAAGGAGACGUUGCCCUCUGUUGCGGAGCGGCUGUUCAGCUGUCUCAUCGACUUGAUGUUCUGCUGUGGCUUCACGCUGCCGACGAAGAUCCAGAAAGACCACUACAAGAUAAACUAUGUCAUCUGGGAGAAGGGCGUCGGUUCCACAAUAGACCCCGGGCAGAGCCAACAGUACGAGCACAACAAGACCGAGGUUCUGAGGCUACUCCUUGUCCUACUCUCUCGACAAAUUUACACUCCGCCAUCAGGUCUCUUCACCUCCCCAUCCGUAUACACUCUACACUUCGUUCAAAACCUUCCGCGGCGUGACGUGCUGACUGUACUAUGCUCGCUCAUGAACACUGCCAUGAACGCGACACAUCCGGGCAGCGCAAACGUAAUGGGGACGGUGGCCGGGAGGUUGCCGUACAACCACCUGUUGCUCAAGGGCGAAGACCCACGGACAGCCCUCGUCUCGACAUGUUUCCAGGUUCUCUGUGUGUUGUUGGACUUCCAGAGCGGCACUGCACGCGAUGUUACUGCAGAUGGCCAGACCUCUGGGCCCACGGCAAAGACGAACGCAUUCAGGUAUUUCAUUGCCAAGCUGCAUCGGCCAAACGAUUUCGCCUUCAUUCUCCACGGCAUCUUGCUGACCUUCGAGGACCAAAUGUCGUCCAUUGGCAACCUCCUUCCCGGGUCCAAGAAGUCUGUGCCAUACAUGGUUGAGGCAGUGAUCUUCCUGUGGAAGAUGAUCGAGCUGAACAAGAAAUUCUGUACAUAUCUUCUCGACUCCGACAGAGCAAUGGACAUCCUCGCUUAUCUUCUAUGCUACGGCCUCGAGAUCAAGGACAAACCUGAGCAACAUGGCAUGUGCCGCGUGCUCUCGUACUUGAUCCAGAGUCUGUCUGCAGAGCGAGCAUUUGGGCAGAAGCUGAGCUCACCUGUCCGGGGCCAGAUACCUCAGAAGUACUCGACGAUGGGCACCGCGGGAGACUUCAUGAUCCAUUCAAUAUAUUCUAUGGUGGCCACGACAUCCGGCAGCCUCACUUCGCUGUACCCUGCCCUCAUCAUCGCCCUCUCAAACUCCGCCCCCUACUUCAGGAACCUCAGCGUGACCUCCUCUGCCCGCCUCCUCCAACUCUUCACCGCCUUCUCGAACCCCUCCUUCCUCCUGUCCGACGAGGGCCAUCCCCGUCUGCUCUUCUUCAUGCUCGAAGCCUUCAACGGCGUCCUCCUGCACAACCUCUCCGAGAACCCGAACCUCGUCUACGGCAUCGUCCGCGCCCACAAACAGUUCGAGGACCUCGGCGUGUUCACCCUCGCCCGUGGCCUCCGCGAGAUCCGGCGCGUGCAGCAAGCCAAGGAGGAGCGCGCACGUCAGCAGGCCACCGGCGGCGCCGACAAGGGCAAGAGCCGCGCGCCCCGGGACGAAGAGGAGGGCGACCCCGCGGCGGAGAAGGCGCGCCUGCUCAGCAGGGAGAUGUCGCUCGACCUCCCGCGGCGGACAGAGUCGACGGACACGCUGCCGGAGGGGCCCGCGCGCGAAGAGGAGCAGCAGGCGUCGACGCGGCCGCUGAUGUCGCCCACGGCGUUGGAGACGCCGGGGAUCAGCACGCCUCCCGGUGGGGGCCAGAACGCGGCGGGGAUGUCGGAGAAGGCGAGGGGCAAGAUGCGGGCGGCGGGCCGGUCGUUGUCGGGGGACAUGACGGGGAGCUUGGAGCGCCUCGCUGCUGCUGGCGUCGGGAGGAACGGAUUCGUACCGACGCAGGAGUGGGUCUCGUCGUGGCAUCAAGGCCUGCCGUUGGAUACUGUCUUGCUCGUUAUUUCUGAGCUGCUGCCAAAGGUGCAGAAGCAGCAGGCCGCGAGCGGGGCGAGUGCUAACAGCGCCAUCAUCGAUAUGCUGAGGAGCGCGAACCUGGAUGACGUCCUCCCGAAGAACGUGCCGCUUUCACCGAGGAAGUUCAUGUGGUCGGACGCCUCCAUCGUCUGGCUCACGUCGCUAAUCUGGGGAGAGAUCUACGUGCGCGGAAUGACACCCCUCGGCAUUUGGAACUCGACAGCCGUGAGGUUGUUCUACGUCAAGCAUGCGCAGUCGCAGCAACGGCAGCUCACGGAUACCGUGACGAAUGUGAUGGGAGGUCUGCUUGGGCGCACGGACUCGUCGCAGUCGCUAGGCAGGCGCCAGUGACAGCGAUUCGGUUUUGACAUUGUGUUGUAGCUAGCUAUGGGUGGAUCUUGUGUAGACUUUACAUGUAUGCGAUGAAUCUUUGUCGUUC
Molecule: messenger RNA, 2956 nt
Organism: Dichomitus squalens LYAD-421 SS1
Lineage: Eukaryota; Fungi; Basidiomycota; Agaricomycetes; Polyporales; Polyporaceae
Exons: 12
Coding region: 13-2868 (951 amino acids)
Cellular component (GO): membrane; Golgi medial cisterna; Golgi trans cisterna
Source: RefSeq, a predicted model, not a curated record